AUGGCUUUCCAACAGUGGGGACAGCAGUCUAAGAAGCGUGGUCGGGACGACGACGGCGAUGUCGCCAUAGGAGGCACAGAGGGCUUCACAGAGCAUCGCAAUAAACGGCUGCAAUCGCUUCCCUUCCGCACCUCUCCCACGUCCAAAAAGCUGUCCUUCCAGCCCAGUUUCAACAACGGAUAUACAGCGCCGAACCCAUUUAACGCCCACCAACCACCACGCACCUUGACUCCCAGCGAUUCCGACUCGGAGGAUGCGAAGAAUGCGGGCAUGCAACAAAAGUCCACCUUCAGCACUUGGUCAUCCACCACACCAGCGGUGACCAUGUCCCAUGGCUCGAACGGCGCCGCCUUUGUCCAUGCUCCCGAGAUGGUUGACGGAUACCGCACACAUGAUGUUGAUAUGGAUAUGGAAAUGGACACCGACGACAAUGUGCAGGAUUCUGCUCAAUUAAGUCCAGGGCACAGCCAACCAGACCCCAUGCAGCCGGGCGGCAUCACCAGUAGGAUGCCCACACCCAUCCACUGCUCCUUCGCUGCUCAAGUUAGGGGCAACAACUGGAGUGGAGCGGCAGGCAACUCGGUACCGGCCCCGAGUCUUGCCCAACCUCCUACCGACCGUUCCGUCCCUCGGUCGCUAGAUCGAACAGCCUUGGCCGACUGGAACAUGGUGCAGAACCGACGACUGCCGUCCCCUAUUAGUGAGAGCGGAGGCGAGGAGCUUGGUUCUCCCAGGAUGCUGCUUGAUGGCCAGGUUCACCCAGGCAUGCCCCCUAGAGCGGCAUCUGCCAUGGAGUUUUCCGCACCUGCACGCACCAUGAGUGCCCUCAGUAUUGUUAGUGACAACACUGGAGGGCCAGGCUCGACCUGUUCGGAGCAUAUUCACAGCACCGAGUCCAACGGCGACCAUGCCAUGGAUGUCGAGGCGCCCGUCGCACCGUCGCCCAAGAAGGGACACACGCGCAGUCGCCACACGCUUAACAGCUGGACACAGAAGGAAUAUUCGCAUACUAUAGAGCACCCCAUCUGGAGACAGCUUUUUGGAUUCGAGAUCGACGAGGGCAAGGCUUUCUGGAGGGCCAAGAAGGAACAGCUCGCCAAGGAAUGGGCCUCUUUGCGAAAUGUAGGCUGCAAAGAGCACGUCAUGAAUAAUCAGGGACACGUCGAUGGACAUGCCGACAGUCAGGUUGUUGUCGCGAUCCCCCAACCGUCUGAGCGAAGGAUCGAGCCUCUGUCCGACGAAUGGUUCGAUGAUCUGGACAAAUCGAUCGACGAAAUCACCAGACUCUUUGAAGAGAUGCGCGUCGCGCCGCCUGAGCCAGAGGAUGCCACCUACAUUCAGCAAGCAGAAGACGGUCUUGCCGCCAUGGAAAAGGACCUAACGCACUGCUUCAGUAGCUUGGAAACCUUGAAACGGCGUCUCGGAAACAGCGGGCGCCGCAAAGGGACCACAUCCAGCGACAUUUCUGACGACGACCUUUACAGACCAUUUCGACCACGGUCUCUGGACUUGGGUGCACUGCAACGGGUGAAGAAAACCAAAUUCCGUGUGGGCCAUCGGAAGUCAAUGUCUUCCGUGAGCUCGUCUCUCGGGGAGGCGGCGUUGAAGAACUUUUUCAGAUGCUAG
Diaporthe amygdali is the source of this 1626-nucleotide messenger RNA. RefSeq lists its product as uncharacterized. The transcript has 3 exons. The record is from RefSeq and is a predicted model, not a curated record. The coding region runs from base 1 to 1626 and encodes 541 amino acids. NCBI's taxonomy places the organism in Eukaryota, Fungi, Ascomycota, Sordariomycetes, Diaporthales, Diaporthaceae.